GGCGCUCCCGGGGUGCCUGCUCGGCGCUCCGCCGGCCGCCCUGCGUACGCUCGCAAGGCACUCGCAGACUCCGGCGUCGCCAAGAUGUCGACCGCCAUGAAUUUCGGGACCAAGAGCUUCCAGCCGCGGCCCCCGGACAAGGGCAGCUUCCCACUGGAUCACUUAGGUGAAUGUAAAAGCUUUAAAGAUAAAUUCAUGAAGUGUCUUUAUGACAAUCAUUUUGAAAAUGCUUUGUGCAGAAAUGAAUCCAAAGAAUAUUUAGAAUGCAGGAUGGAGAGAAAAUUGAUGCUACAAGAACCAUUGGAGAAACUGGGAUUUGGAGACUUGAUUGGUGGAAAAUCAGAGGCAAAAAAAUGAAUUUUGAUGAGAAGACCCCUAGGCCGUGUUCAGUGGUCUCUCGGGACGGAGGGCAUCAUCCUGCCUCUUAGGUCGGCGAAGGCCUGCGUGUAGUGUCCUUAGAAACAGGCUUCAAAUAGAGGCUCCACCCCUGUGGGGGCGUCUCCUGGGUAGGGAAGUGGCGUCCUGUUUUCCCUUAGGAGGGUGUUUCUGCAUUGAACCCCUGAGUGGGACGGCGUUCCCUGCAAGGCUGGGAGGGAGGGGAGCAUGGGGCAAGACCCUCGUCUUCGAGGCCGGGGCCCUCUUGUAUGGGGCGGUUUUAUGUUGCAGUCCUCUGAUACUUUCUGAGUUCAAACAGGUAAAUGUGCAUAAAUUUCAGUCCCUUCUGAACACAGAUAUCAUCAGGAAAUCACCAUUCCCUAGCAGGAUGUUUUCAUGUUUGUAUUCGUAUAUGCCAGUUCAUUUCCUUAAAGAAAGAAAAAAAAAAAGUGGAACACAGAGUAGGAAGUGAGAACCUUCUGGCUUUGGAUGGAUUUGACUCCUUGAUUCUUUCUGGUUUUGCCUGAAUACCAAGUAGCUUCAUGAUCAAAGGGUCAUUUUCUGAUUUGUAUCAGACCAUAUUUAUAAAGCUGGGUAUUUAAUUUCAA
Cercocebus atys (sooty mangabey) is the source of this 983-nucleotide messenger RNA. Its product is annotated as cytochrome c oxidase assembly protein COX19. The record is from RefSeq and is a predicted model, not a curated record. Gene Ontology annotation, biological process: mitochondrial respiratory chain complex IV assembly. The transcript has 3 exons. Gene Ontology annotation, cellular component: mitochondrial intermembrane space. The coding region runs from base 85 to 357 and encodes 90 amino acids. Lineage: Eukaryota; Metazoa; Chordata; Mammalia; Primates; Cercopithecidae.